This is a messenger RNA of Colletotrichum spaethianum, 2445 nucleotides long. RefSeq lists its product as uncharacterized. The record is from RefSeq and is a predicted model, not a curated record. Bases 1 to 2445 code for a protein of 814 amino acids. Lineage: Eukaryota; Fungi; Ascomycota; Sordariomycetes; Glomerellales; Glomerellaceae. The transcript has a single exon.
AUGAAGACGUUAUCCGACGACCAGCUCGUAAGCCUGGCAGGCCAAUACUUUGCCCCCAAAGACUUGUAUAAGUACACGAAAAGUCUACCGUUUCUCGGCGACCUGAAGUGUAACACAACGUCACUCGUGGCAGGCCAAUGGACCGAGAUCAUCACCGAAUACACAAUCGGUGCCAGUGGACUCGCCGACGGAGCUUGGAUCAAGGGAACCUUCAAAUUCUACUCCGACUGGGCCUUGUUCCAAACUUCGGACCCCAAGCAGGACAACUAUGUCUCGGCCGAGUACGCCCCCGGCCCGCUGCAUGACGGUCAGACGCCGGCAACGGUACAGUCGCUGUCUGUUCGCUUCGACCAGAAGGGUCAUGAAAGACCGUUCCAGAAGGCCAUCAUCAUCGACAUUGUUGAUGGGUACAUGAACCCUGGCGAUAAAAUCACUAUCCGUAUUGGCGACAGGCGAUGGGGCUCGCGCGGGACACGGGUGCAGACCUUUGUGGAGGAUAAGUUCCUGAUGAGAUGGUACAUCGACCCGGUUGGGACCUCAAGAUUCGCGCCCAUCAAGCCAGACAUUGCGUUUCCCAUCAACCCCGGACCUGUUGCCCGGAUCAAGGCCAUCACUCCUCGUCUCGUUAAAGCAGAUGUUGCUUUCCCCAUCCACAUUCAUACGGAAGAUGCGUGGGGCAACGCGACGACCAAUCUCAACGGGUUGGAAAGUCAAGUGACCAUUAAGAAAAAAGGUUCUGACGUAGUCUGGGAGCGUCGUUUGUCUUUCCCCAGCCAAGGCUGGACCGUCGUCAACGACACUGUAUCCCUGGAUUCUGACGGUGACUACGAAGUGUCAGUGACGGUACUCAACAGUGACAGUCCCGUCGUCAAAACACAAGACUACAUCUCUGUCGAGUCGUCGAUUCCUAUCCCCCGCCCACUCUACGCAGAUCUCCACGUUCACUCGGAUGACACAGUGGGCACCAACUCAACGACGUACAACUUUUCAUAUGCCCAACAGAUCGCUGGCCUCGACAUUGUGGGCUACACAGCCAACGACUUCAACAUCACCAAGGAGCGCUGGGAAAAGACGCUGGAGAUCAUCAAGCAGGUCAACUCGGAGGGCGAGUUCGUCGUAUUCCCCGGCACGGAAUGGUGCGGCAACUCCGCGGCAGGUGGGGACCACAAUGUUGUCUUCCUCGACGAUCCAGAGACGAGUCGUCCCGAGUUCCCCUUUGACAGGAACGGCAACGUGGCGCGUAGUUUCGAGUGGAACGAGAACGGUCCGGCGGAACUGGUGCCGGGCGCCUGGCCCCUUGACGAAGUGUAUGCCACCUACGCCCAUUCACCAGAAAAGCAUCUCCUCAUCCCGCAUGUUGGCGGCCGGAGGUGUAAUCUAGCGUGGCAUCAUCCUCAGCUGGAACGUCUGCUCGAGAUCGGUAGUGCAUGGGGCCUCUUCGAGUGGCUCCUCCGCGACGCUGUGACCCGUGGCUGGGAGAUGGGAGUUUCGGCCAACUCGGACGAGCACCGUGGCCGUUGUGGUGGCGGGGUGCCGGGAACGGCCGUGUUUGGCACCAAGGGCGGCUUAACCGGCGUUCUGGCCGAUAACCUGGAACGCAGUGAGGUUGCGAAGGCGCUUCGCAGCCGUAGGACGUUUGCCACCACAGGAGAACGACUCGUCGGCCUGGUCAGCACGGGCAAUGGCGAACUCCAAGGCGACGACGUGGUUGUGAGAGCCGGUGAGUCUGUGAAACUCACAUAUCGCUUCUUCGGCUCGAGUGGCUUCUCCUCAGUCGAGGCUUGGGAUGCCAGUGGGCGAGUCUUCCAUCGUGACCUCCAGCAGGAAGCGUCCGAGCACGCAGAGAAGUCGACGCCUAGAAAGAUUCGCGUCAAAUGGGGAGGCGCCCGUGUCUACGAUAGAUACCGCGAGACGGUUUGGCAAGGCUCGAUCCUCGUCCCAGGCGCCGUCAUCUCGUACGUGCAGCCGUUUGGGGGCGUGUCGGACAAUAGUGAGGACUUCGUGAAGCGGAUCUCUGAUUCGCAAGUCGUCUUUGACACACGCACUAGCGGUGACUUUGACGGCGUCGACAUUUUCCUAGCCGAAACCUCUGAUGCGCCUUCAACUAUCAGAGUCUCGGGCCACGUAGGCGGAUAUGUGAAAGUUGGCGACGCACUCAAGGGCAAUCCACACAAGCCCCAGCCGCGGUUCGAUUUAGUCGUCAGUGAAGAGGAAGCAAAGAAACCCAGCGGGAUAAAGGAGGAGAUUCGCGGUGGCGCAGAGCUCUUCGUCUCUGUCGAGAGUUUGCUGGCUGUGCCGCUGCCCAGGAGAGUCGAAGGCAGUUUCAUGGUUACGGCAGGCUCUUUGGACACCGGUCACAGUCGAGCUGUCUAUUUUGUUGGAAGAGAGCACUCGGGUGGCAAGGUUAUUACCAGUCCUGUAUUUAUUAAAAGCAAGGUGGAAUAG